Molecule: messenger RNA, 4015 nt
Organism: Antechinus flavipes (yellow-footed antechinus)
Lineage: Eukaryota; Metazoa; Chordata; Mammalia; Dasyuromorphia; Dasyuridae
Gene: AXDND1
Product: axonemal dynein light chain domain containing 1
Exons: 26
Coding region: 410-3781 (1123 amino acids)
Source: RefSeq, a predicted model, not a curated record
AGGCAGGGCCCGUCUUAAAAACUCUAAAUUCUCUUGACAGCUUUCCCGCCUUUUCUAGAAUCUCUUAAAAUACCUCUCUGAAGAGACAUUUUAAAAUCCAAAGAGGUUUGCCAGGAGAACGGCAAAAGCAAACGUUUAAAUUCUUCGCCUUCUACUCAGGCUUCGGGGCAGACAGCCAUAAUUGACAGUUGCUAAGGCCCGGGGGCCCUUAAGUUUCUAUGGCGACGAUCUGGCGUCCAUGGCGAAGUCCCUUGACCUCGUAGCGGGAAGAGGGAAUUUUGCAGUGUUUUUGGCUGGUUUUUACUUGACUUGAUGGGUGGAAGCUGACGCUGCCCCUGCGAAGCCGUGGACUGUGGUGGUAACUGGGAGUGGAAACAUUUGAGUAAAAGAAUAAUAGUUGUUAUUCACCAUGUCUCAUAGUAAAAAGUCUGUUUCAUUUCCGCCAGUCCUGCCCUCAACUUCUGAGGGAAAAGAAGUUAUGGAAUUGAAGACCACCCACCACAAGGAGAUAGUGACCUCUGAAAUGGACGAUACAUCCAAGGCGCUAGUCUGCUCCGAUGAAACCCCGCUCCAGUGCGAUUUCAUCCCAGAGGAAAUUAUUUUGUCUUUGACCAAUACAGCCUAUGCUGCCAGUUGCCCUGAAGCCUUACUACCCCGUAAGAAAGUCAAAACUGACAAAGAAAUGAAGCUCGGCAUGCGCCCCACCAGCAAUGUUUGGCACCACCCCUGCCGAAGAGACAAGUUUCGGUACCUGACGGAUCACCCCAUCUCCUUCACGGGAGCUGGAAGGGAUGUUUCUUUUUUGUAUGAUGUUAAGGCUGAAAAACUAGCAGAUUCGUGGCUUCCAACCCUGGUAAAAGAGAUUACCUCCGCAGAAGAGCCACCACGUAUGGGUUUGUCUAUACCUGACUCAUCACCAAGGAAAUUAACAGAUACUGUGAUCCCUGAAGAAUUUCACAUUGCAUCCAACACAGGAGUUGAAGGUCUACAGUAUUAUGAUGAUAAAUACACAACCCUGCUCACGGACAGUCAGAAUAGGCUGCUACUUUUCCCAUCCAUGAAACCAAAUAAGAGAAUUGAAGUGAUACAGCUGAAGAAAGUGAUGGAUACGAUGCUAGAGAAGGCUGGUGUAGAUGCUGAAAAAUCAGUAAACGCAACUCAGAUGCACAAAAUUCUUGAAGUGCUGAAGACUGAGCAGAACAUUUACAAUACGGUAUUUCAUGAAAUCAUUCGACAAAUCAGUGUGGAGUGCUCAGACAGAGGAGAACUUUUGUCUAAUAUAAGGCAGAGGUAUGUGAAUUUGCUUGAGAAAAUAGCUCAGCAGAUGAUUGAUUUUUACAAAGACAUGGUGGCCCAACGUAUAAUGGACAAGCGCAUCAUAGAAGAAUUGUAUAAUUUUAAAAAGGUUGUUGAAGAGCUGAGCAGAGAGCUAGUUCUAGUUCGAGAAUAUGAUUUAAAGUUGAGGAGAAAAGCAGAGUCCAUCCAUGAGGAGUUGAGGUUAGCUCUUCAUAAUGCCGAGAAGAAUGCCAGAAUUGUGGAGCAAUAUCAUGACUUAUAUACAUCACAAAGAAUAAGGAUGGAAACCGACAUUAAGCAGUUAACUUCAGAAAGAGACCUCUGGAAUUCAGCCAGCUAUGACUUGGCCAUAAAGGUCAUUGAUAGAAACAAUAUCACACUGGCCAGAAGACUUUAUCUUAAUGAAAAGGCUUGGAAUAAGUAUGUCACACAUUUCAUUGUUCUGCUGGCUUCCCAGGAUGCAAAAGAUCUUUCACAAUUGCAGAAAGCUACACAUCAAUGGAGAAACAUUUUUAGAAAUUUCAAAUAUGAGCUGGAGCAAAAUGAAGAUUACAUCAGAGGCAGGAUGAAUUUUAUGAAGAACACCCUCACCAAAAUGCAGACGGUCCUUGAGAAAAAUAUGGUAGAUGGUGAAUUAACUCCUAUCAAGGAAUCUGUCAUGAAGACAAUAUGUGCCGAUUUCAAGAAAUGUAACCAAAUAUUGAUAGAAACUUCUGACUUCUAUGGUGGAGACAGACUAGUUGAAAAGAUCGAGAACCUCAGGAUUGCUCAGCGUCUACAAAUAUCCUGGACAGAAUUUGCAAAAGCAAUAAUGAAUCGUCACAAAAGUAUAGAUGGAAACCUUCCCUCACAAGGUCUCUUAGACGAGAUUAAUGACAGUGGAUCAAGACUCUACAGAGAAUAUGAAUUAAGAGUGAAUGGAGGAGAAAAUGGUUUUAAUAAGCUUUUUCACGGUUUAAAUUCUACUUUUGAAACGUGGAUGCUCAAGAUGGAAAGUGACCAUCCAGCUACUUCAAUGUAUCAGGAUGACUGGAAGAUACUUUAUUUAAAAAUUCCUGAAUUGAUUAGUUACGUGGAUGGGAUGUUAGAUAUUGUUGGUUAUAUUCCAAUGACUGAAGAUCAGAUAAAGAGUAAUUAUGCCCCGGUAGCCCAAGCUAAUGUGUUUCAUUUGAUACAACAAUGGAUUUUGACCUUAUCUAACGGGACUGACAAGGACAACUGUGGGCUUCAUCACCAAGUGAAUGAACUCCAUAUAUCCAUGAUUAAGUGGAUGGUAAAUUUGUUGAUUUUAAUGGUACCUGACUAUUCUGAUGAGUAUAGUCUCCCAAAGACUGAACAGGAUCUCACUGAGGAGGAAAUUCAUCGUCAUACAGGCAUUGCUAUGUUGGAGAUAGAAGGCAUAUCACUGGCAAAAAUGUUGAGCCGAUUCUCAAUCUAUAUAUUCAGUUGUUGCAAAGGUACACUGGCAUCAAUGAGUACCAAGAAAACAACUGUCUCAUAUCCAGAUCCUGCUAAGGAAAUUAUGAAUCUAUCAAAGAUCAAGAAAGAAUGCAUCGACUGGAUUGCUACAUGCAAUAUCCUUCUUUCUAAGUUGAAAGGAAGAAAAGUCACUUUGUUAACAAAUGAAGAUGCCAAAAACCUGGGUGACUACGAGCUAAUCAUAGACAGUAAGACCUAUGAUGUCAGCGGAUGGGAAAAAACUUUUGGGGAGAUGGCACAGCAAUAUUUGGAUGAAAACUUUACGGUGCGGGAAGAGACUCCAAGACGAAUCUCACAUUUAAGGAUAAAGAAAGAAACUGAGCCUCGGAGAGUCAGUAACUGGUGGAAGAGUACUGUCGAGAUGGCGCAACGUUAUACAGACGAGAAAAAAGUGCCGGAAGCGUUUCGAAAACUAAGUUUACAAAGGGAGCGUGAGCUUUCUGUAGCUCCAAAGGAAAAAGUUAUUUGGUAUGUUGGAAAAGAUCAAAAUAUCCAUUCCAGAUCUCUGACAAUAGAAAAAUUAACACCUACAGAGGAAGAAUUGACUGCCCUCGAGAAAUUCACCAACAACGAAAAGGAAAGAUAUGAAUCCCUACAACUGAUUGAAAAUCUAAAAAUUAAACUUCUAGACACAGAAGUUCGUGUCCAACAGGCAGAAGAGAAAUUUGAAGAAAUCAGUGAGAAGCUGACUGAAGCCCUUGCCAAAAACCGUCACCUGCAGAAGGAGCUGGAAAAAACAAAUGAAUCUUUAAAGGCUUUCAUGGCUAAAGAAACACCCAAAGAUGAAGCUGAGGGAAAAGAUGAGGCUAAGGAUAAAGAUCAAGAUCAAGAACAAGAUAAGACUAAAACUGAGGAUGAGGUUGAGGAAGAGGAAGAGGACAAAAAACCAGGACCCUCUGAAAAGAAAGUGUCUAUACGUGAGUCACCAAGUACACCAAGUAAAGACAAGGACCACCAUCCUCCAAGUAAAUCUCUUACCAAACCAUCGUCCAGAUCCAAACGCUAGUGAUAAUUUACUUCUACAAAGAUGUUUCAUUUGUUUUUAUUGUCACUUAUUAUGUUCAUUGAAUUCAUUUACAACAAUCCCAUCACAAGACACCAUACUCCCAUUCAACAGUACUCCUAAGGAAGCCAGCUUGAAUUCUUUUUUGCUUUUUAAAGUCAUAGUGACUGUUGCAGUGAAUCAGUGCAAUACCUUAGUGUACAGAGAGACCCCAAAUUAAACAAGAAUUGUGCAAAA